AUGAUCGCUUUCAGAACUGCCAGUUCAACACAAUUCAAAGAAAAUAAUGAUUUCAGUUUCGAAGAGAACUCGCUUAAAGAAGGCGAAGAUUCUGAUGGUAGCGAUGAGAUGGGUAAAGGAAGAAAACGUGGCGGCGCACAAGGCUCAAAUGUUCAAUCAGCCAACCGCAAACGAAGACGUGGUGAGGAUGAGGACGGUGACUAUGUUAGUUAUCGUCCUGAUGAGCUAGCGUUCAAUAAGAGCGAGUACUUCAAGGUGGAAAAAGUGCUGGCAUCUUGGGGAUGGGGACGAUGGUCUGAAAUGAAGAAGAGCGGAGAGCUCGAGGUUUCUGAGAUGGAUAUCGCUCACAUGGCACGCACGCUUUUACUGCACUGCGUUCGAGAAUAUCGUGGAGAUGAGCGAGUAAGGCAGACAGUAUGGCAACUGAUUGCUCCUCAAGGCGCUAAAAAUGCCAAGGAACCAAAAGGAUCGCAGUCCAUCUACCAUCAGGGUCUGUGA
This is a messenger RNA of Cooperia oncophora, 498 nucleotides long. The record is from the annotation of a GenBank genome assembly. Lineage: Eukaryota; Metazoa; Nematoda; Chromadorea; Rhabditida; Trichostrongylidae.